AUGUUCGCCGGACCCCACGACCAGCUCUCCGAGAAAGAUAUUCGCGAAGGCGAGGCCCAAGCCACCGCGCAGGUGCAGUUCUUCACUGUCGCCUGCGUUGCCCUCUGGUUCUAUCGUCCGGAUGUGGGGAUCAGCGCAGGAGUGAAAAAGAAAAAGAGAAGUCCCGAACAAGAAAUUUAA
Messenger RNA from Fonsecaea erecta, 180 nucleotides. RefSeq lists its product as hypothetical. Bases 1 to 180 code for a protein of 59 amino acids. NCBI's taxonomy places the organism in Eukaryota, Fungi, Ascomycota, Eurotiomycetes, Chaetothyriales, Herpotrichiellaceae. The record is from RefSeq and is a predicted model, not a curated record. The transcript has 3 exons.